AUGCCGCACCGGCUUACUAUACACGUGAGACGUCCGUCAAAGAGGAAGCCUUUUAGGGCCUUUGUGUUCGAACAACCUGGAAAUCCACUUGAAUGCGUCAAUCUUCGCUCUUUCGCUCCGCUUCCCAACCCAAGGCCUGGUCAAGUGCAGCUGAAGAUGCUCAUGGCGCCUAUCAACCCGUCUGAUGUGAACGUCUUGCAAGGUGUAUACCCUUUCAAACCUCCUCCCAGAACGGAUCUAGGGACGGAGAAUGCGUUAUACGUCCCUGGGAAUGAAGGAGUCGGCGUUGUAGUUGAGGUCGGCAACGGCGUAAACAGCCUCAAGGUUGGAGACCGCGUUGCUUUGGCUAUGCCUCAGGCAGGGACGUGGUCGAAUUUUUUGAAUAUCGAUGCAGCUAGUCUCAUUCCGACCGGCAAUCGGGUAACCGACGUUCAAGCUGCUACAAUGAGUCAAUCCCCCUACGGCUUUGAUGUUGCUCCGAAACUUUGCCAACUUUCGGGAGGCGAUUUUGUGGUUCAAAACGGGGCGAACAGUGCUGUUGGCAUUGGGCUCAGAACUAUCAAUCUGCCAAAUCACGAUUCUCUUAAACAGUAUCUUCAAGAUCUUGGGGGCGAUCAUGUAUUAACUUAUGAAGAGCUGGGUGACCCUUCUAUAAGGGAUAGGGUUAAUGGAUGGACUCUUGGAAAGCCCAUACGACUCGCUUUGAACUGUGUUUCUGGAAAACACACCACCUCUAUGAUGCGCUUGGUCGGAAAAGACGCGAAUUUGGUUUCAUACGGUGCCAUGUCAAAACAACCUCUUUCGCUUCCGACUUCGCUUUUCAUUUUCAAGAACCUCACCGCCCAUGGCUUCAUGUUAGGAACAUGGUUCCAGCGCCAUUCAAUGGACGAGAGACGUACAGUUAUGCAGGAAAUCAUAGGGAUGCUAGAGAAUGGUCAGAUCAAAGAGCCCGCGUAUGAAAUAUUACCCUUACGUGGCAAUGAUGUUGAGAUCACACGUACCCUACAAAAUGUUCUUUCCAAACUGGAAGAGGGUUCUCAUGGGAAGAAAUUCAUCUUACAAUUCGUUGAUUAA
Molecule: messenger RNA, 1074 nt
Organism: Cantharellus anzutake
Lineage: Eukaryota; Fungi; Basidiomycota; Agaricomycetes; Cantharellales; Hydnaceae
Exons: 9
Coding region: 1-1074 (357 amino acids)
Biological process (GO): fatty acid metabolic process
Cellular component (GO): mitochondrion
Molecular function (GO): trans-2-enoyl-CoA reductase (NADPH) activity
Source: RefSeq, a predicted model, not a curated record